Chara braunii is the source of this 2773-nucleotide messenger RNA. The record is from the annotation of a GenBank genome assembly. NCBI's taxonomy places the organism in Eukaryota, Viridiplantae, Streptophyta, Charophyceae, Charales, Characeae.
CUUGAAUGAUCUAGUGUAGGCAGUGCCCAGUGUUGUAGCCUAUGAGCGAUAGUGAGGACACCGGAGAGGACGACCGCAGGAUCUUGCGAUCAGCUAGAGGCCCGAUAUCUCACGUGUCCCUAGGACUGGGGGGUGAUAGGGAACUGUUCCGCCGGCAGCGGGAGAGGCAGCAGCAGAGGAGAGCUAGAUUAGCCGAGGCCAGCAGGGCAUUAGCUAGCGAGGCCGGUGCUACAGCAGCCAUGGCUACCACAACCAUGAGCACGUCUGCACAGCAGACUUCCCCAGCCGGUAGUUCAGGUAACACCGGGUCUACGGUCGCGCAGACCGUGAGUCAGUCCACUGGCUUAAUGGCAAGCCAGCCCGCGGUGUUGAACCCAGAGGAUGUCUCCAUCCAGCAGGCAGCCCUGCAAGAGGCACAGCUACAGCAGGCCUUAGGACAGAUAAAAAGAGAGAAGGAAAUGAUGAUUAGAAGAAAAACCAGGUUGCAACGAAGAGUGGCAGACAUAGAGGAGUUAGAGAUGAUGGACCUGACGCAUAUGGAUGAUGAUGUGAAGGUAGUUCGGAGGGCCCUGCUAGGCGUAAUUGAGAUGCAGGAGCAUCAAACUACCAUCCUUCAGGACAUUCAACAAAGCCUAGCCGUGUUGGCAGGCCGUGCUCAGGCAGCACCAUCACCAGCAUAUCCUCCUUUUUCUGUCCCACCGGUGAUAGGGGUAUCCCCAUAUGUAGCCCCUUCAACGGUUGCAAUAGUUUCCCUGGGCAUGCCGCUUUCAGGAGGGGUAACAGCAGGGAGUAGUUUACAGGUCCUGUUGACUUCGUACCUGAGAUGUUUUUCACAGCCUCUCAGGAACCAGUUGGCAAAAGAGGCCAACAUCAAUAUGCACAACUUCCCUUCGUUUAGCAAGGUGGCCCUAGACCUGGAAGCAAAGAUAGGGCAUGGACAGGCACCCACUACGGAAGGGAGAAAGAAGACACUGCCUCCCAACUGGAAGGCGAAAGGUCGCAUCAUGUUUGUCGACAACGAUGGAUCAACCAUCGAGUUGGACGACAACUUCCAGGAGGGAGUAGGUGCAGAGGCGGGUGGCGAAAUUUCAGAGUGUGGAGUAGUCGCCGCCGUAACCCAGCAAAAAGGUAAAGGGACCGGUAGACGCCCUAGGGGAUCCCGGUCGAAGAGUCAAACAGACCCCAAUGCUCCUCCAUGGGAGAAAGCGGGUCUAUAUGAGGACGUGUGGAGAAAUCCAUGGGCACGGCAAGCUUGUAUCAAGUGUGGCCAAUAUGGUCAUAGCAUGUACAAGUGCCGCAACAGGAAGGUCACCGAGAAGAUCCCGCCCACUAUGGGGCCGGCGUUUGACUGGGACCGAAAGGUGGUCAAACACACUUUGCCAAACGGGGGAACCGCCAGAUUACACAAGUACAAGGCUAGUAGUCUGAUCGAUUCCCACGGAUGCUUGUGUGCGGCCGCGUUCUACAAUUAUUAUAAGCAAAAUCCGGAGGAGGGUAUGUAUCUAGUUUACGUCUCUGCUGUGGGCGAGCCGGUAAAAAUGCCGCCAGAGAUAGAGGGAGUAGUGGCCAAGUACCCUGAUCUAUUUGAGGAGCCUACAGGGGUUGUUGAGAGGGAGGUCGUCCAUGCGAUAGAGAUUAUCCCAGGAUCUAGUAUUCCAAAGGGUAGGAUCUAUCGGAUGUCCCCAGGCGAGCUUGAUGAGCUUCGCCGCCAACUCAAGGAACUCGUAGAGAAGGGCUGGAUUCGGCCGAGUGUCUCUCCUUAUGGGUCUCCAGUUCUAUUCGUGCCUAAGAAGAAGGAGGGGACUCUUAGGAUGUGCAUUGACUAUAGGGGCCUCAAUGCCAUCACCGUAAAGAACAGAGAGCCCCUACCGCGCAUCGACGAUCUGCUAGAUAGAGUGCAAGGGUGCCGGUACUUCAGCAAGAUAGAUCUGAAGUCCGGAUACCAUCAGAUUGACAUCCAGCCCGAGGAUCAACACAAAACCGCUUUUCAGACCAGGUACGGUCUGUACGAGUUUGUGGUGAUGCCUUUCGGCCUUUGCAAUGCUCCUUUCACCUUUCAGCACGCUAUGAAUCGGAUAUUCCAUGACUACUUGGAUAAGUUUGUCAUCGUGUACCUCGAUGACAUACUUAUUUUUAGUAAGACUGUCGAGGAACAUGUUGCACACUUGGACAAAGUCCUCGGUCUCCUGCGACAGCACAAGUUCAAGAUCAACGGUGAGAAAUGCGAGUUUGGCCGCACCCGUGUCUUGUACUUGGGUGAUGAUAUCUCCGCGGAAGGGCUGAAGCCCGAUGACGCGAAGGUGGCCAGCAUUCGUGAUUGGCCACGUCCUCAGUCUUUGACUGAGAUGAGAUCUUUCUUAGGAAUGACARGCUACUAUAGGACUUUCRUUAAGAACUACARCAUAGUGGCCGCUCCUUUGACUGAYCUGACCCGCCUYGACACCCCUUGGGAGUGGACAGAUAAGUGCGAGGCUGCUUUCAGACAUUUGAAGCAUGCAUUGACGCACUAUGAAGUCUUGAAACUUCCUGAUCCUGACAAGCCGUUUAUAGUCACAACGGAUGCCAGCCAAUAUGGCAUUGGCGUCGUGCUUGCGCAGCAGGAUGGGCCAAAGUUGAGGCCAGUAGAGUACAUGUCCAAAAAAAUGUCGUCUCAAAAGUUGGCUAAGUCCACUUAUGAGAAGGAACUCUAUGCGGUGUACAAGGCUCUCGCCCAUUAGAGACACUACCUCCUUGGGCGGUUCUUCAUCCUUCGGACUGAUCAUCAGACCCUGAG